This is a messenger RNA of Leishmania major strain Friedlin, 3975 nucleotides long. RefSeq lists its product as hypothetical. The transcript has a single exon. The record is from RefSeq and is a predicted model, not a curated record. NCBI's taxonomy places the organism in Eukaryota, Euglenozoa, Kinetoplastea, Trypanosomatida, Trypanosomatidae. The coding region runs from base 1 to 3975 and encodes 1324 amino acids.
AUGGCAUCUGCCGAGGACGGCAUCAAUCGUAAUAGGCUUCGGCAGGAGGCUGGCCGACGCGUCCAACACAUCACAUGCGGUGUGGCCGAGCGCCAGACGUAUCGGGAUGUGCUGCUGCACAUCGAGGAUCGCUUCGCGCACGCGUCACACGAGGAACUGCGCCCUCUCGUGCUGCCGCCGCAACUGCCCUCGAUUGUGCGGCCACGCGAUCCGCAGAUGUCAAAGUUCUCCCGCGGAAUGACAAUGCGUCAUAGGCUCAAGGGAGGAAGCAGCGCAGGGGCCUUUCUCUCAGCAGCUGCCCUCACAGGAGGCCCAAGGCACGGGGGCACCGACGGCCACCGAGAACCCGCCGAGGCGACCACGGAGGCCUCCACAGAAGCAGCGUCCGCGUCCACUGGCUUCACGGACGCUCAUAGGUGGGAGAUGCUUGAUGUGACGGACCGCGCCUUCUUCCGGCGCUUGACAGCGAACGCCCCGACGAGCACGUGCGGCUCGACGGCCAGCUCGACCGUGGCAGCACCUUCAGAGCCCCGCAACUUGGCCGCCUCAACGCCAAUGGAUCUACUGUCAACGUUGGCGGAGAAGUGUGCCUACUUGUGCGAGCUCGAGACGGCGGAGCGCCAAUACGUCCUUGCGUACGAGAGGUGGGACCAACAGGUGGUGUUGGAGAUGAUGGCCGUGAACUUCGUAACGUUCGUCUUGAAGCCGUGCAUGGACGUUCUGCGGAAAGAGGAGCUGGAGCAGCGGGAGGCCAUCGCGCAGGAGGAGGAUCGGCUCAGCUUCUAUAUGUACAAUGACUCCUCGCUCGCACUGCAGGUGCAGGAGGGCAAGAAGGCCCUGAAGGCCCGCAUGCUGCAGCUAGACCGCAUUCUGGGACUGACGUCGGCAGCACCGCGGUCCACAGCGCUCGUAGAGGCACCAGCGGAAGCGACUCACGCGACUUCUGUAACCGCGGCCCCGGCGUCAGCGGCGGUGCCAGUCCAGUCGGAGGGGGUAAGCAAAGGCUCGCCGAUGUCUUUCUCGUUGGAUGCGCGCACAGCUUCCUUGGUGGCAGUGACGUCGCCACAGCUGCCGCUUGAUACCGGCGUGCCCAGCGACGAGGCGCGGCGCAUACUCCGGAGGUAUGUGCUACAGCGCCACGGCGCCUCGCUGAGCGCCGUCGGUGCAUGCACUGCGAUGGCACAAUAUGACAACAACUGGCCGCAAACGAUGGCCUCAGCCUAUCCCUCCGGCGACAGGAGUGACACUGUGUGCCAGUCAUCCACGCUGAUUCUGCCGCCCAUCGCCAGCGCGCAGGCACCACGCCGCAACGCCGUCGGCAUCGCUGACUACAUCGCCCUUCUCGAUGAGAGCACAAAGUACUAUGAGCAGAUCGUCAAGACUGAGGAGCGCUGCCGCACCGACAUGAACCAGGCCUUCUACGAGGAGCUGCAGGUGGUGCUCGAGUGGCAGCGGCACCGCAUGCACCUUGAGCGGCUUCUAUACUGGCGGCGCCAGCGCGAGACCGUCUUGCAGGAGGAGGUCGAGGCGCUCAUCACUGUCACCCCUGUGCUGCGGCUGGAUGCGAAGGUGCUGCUGUUGCUGGAGAUCCUGGAAGGGGAGGAGGAGACGGCGCGAAGGUCCGUUCAGGACGAGGAGCACGCAUUCUUCCAGCUGCUAAGGCAGGCGGGUGAGGACUUGCGUGACGUCAACAACAACGUCUCCCUGCAGGAGCGCUGUAUGGACACCCUCAGCUCGAAGGUGUGGGCGGCAGAGGCGGUGGCUCGGCGGCGGCUCGUCAUUGCUGAGGAGGCGGAUGUGCGCCGCUACUCGGAGCGGUUGUAUCGCGAGCAUCUCACUGCGACUCUGACAGGCGGCAUGGCGCAGCUGCGUGCACUGUGGCACGUGAGCACCGUCUCUGCGCAGUGCGCGGCGCUGCAGGUGCUCCAGAAGGCGUUCCGUCGCUCCCUGUGCGGGCGUCUCGGGUGGCGGUUCACGCAUCAAGCGCUGGGAUGCGAAAUCAACGACGCCCGAAACGCGAAAAAGAUCGCCACCGGCAAGCUCGCCUUCCAGUCCUUCAAGAACACGCUGUUGGCCGAGAGGGCGCAGUUGUGCGAGGAACAGGCGCAGCAGCACCUCCGUGAGCAGUACAAGCUGUUCACCAAUGAGUCUGGCGACCGCGCGGCGGUGUGCGCGGAGCAGGAGUGGAGUCGCAAUGGCGUUGCUCGAGCACGCCUGCUGCACGUCGAGGAGGUGUACGCGCCGCUGCUCACGGGGACGGUGGUGGCCGAGAGCGAAGCUCGACUGGAGCUGGAGGUGGAGGAGGAGCUGGACAGAGACGCUCUGCUUGUCACCAACACGGCUUUGAUCCGUAUAAUUGAGCAGAAGGAGGCCACACUGCUGCAGGAGAGGGCUGGACGCAAGUCUACUGUGCGCGAAGAGGAAACGUCGUGGCGCCAGCUGCUCAGCGUCGAGUAUGACGAGCGUGAGGUGCACCGCAUCGAUGAGGAGGCUCGCGCGGCAACACGCGAGACUGCUCGGGCCGCCUUCGCUGAGGCGGCAGUGGACGAAAGCUGCCGUCAUCAUGAGCGCGCCAUGUUGAUGCACGUCGCUCGCAUGAGUGAGGCCCUUGUCAGACUGCUCAGCUACGAGGUGGGCGAUAGCGCGAGGCGGCGUGGCAUUGAGCAGGAGGAGGCGGUGGCUGCUCGCAACUUGCUCGACACGAUGGCCACCACUCAGUGUGCCGCGUACGCGUCCACCCUUGAGCAGUGCCGCCAAGUUGAGCUUGACAGGGUGCACCAGCAAGCGAUCUGCAUCGAGGAAAUGGAAAACCGCGCGAGUAUACUGCACGAGGAGGCCGCCGCGUGGGUCACCACGGAGCAGGAGGCACUUAUUCUGCUCUCGGGUCCACUGCAUGACCUGUUGGCGCGCCGCGGCGCUGUGAACGUGAUUAGUACGUGGUACACCGCCCUGCGCAACGGCGAGAUUGGGCGGUCUGUGUCACGACAACGGCUUCGCCAGGACCUUUCCCGUCAUCGCGAGGAGCGUCAGCUGCGCUCGCAGCAGAUCGCGCAGCGGCUUCACACACAGCAUGUGCGCAGCCAGCUUGACACCCUGAUGAUGGAGAUGCAGAAGGAUCAGCAGGAGGCGAUGCAGCAGCUGCUGAAUACCCUCGUGAAAUUCGAGGAGCCGCGUAAGCGCGAGCAGAUCGCGUCGCUGCAGGAGAUCGUCUUUGGGAUUCUCGAGCGCAACGCGGAGGCCCACCUGGUUGAAGUUCGCCGCAACUUUGUCAACACCGAGGCGCUGAUCUGGCAGCAGGAGUCGUACGAGCGGAAGGUGUUGACGAAGGCGUGGCGCCGCACGCGUGAGGAGCUGCUAGAGCAGAGGCGUCUGCAGCUGAAUGAGGACUACUUUGCGCUGCGCAUUCAGCGUACGUGGAGAAAGUACGCGGCAGAACUGGAAUGCAGGCGCAAAAUGUCAGUGCAGCUCGCGCAGUUGGCGGCGCUAGAGGUGCAGGCGCGUGCGGCAGUGGGGCUCGAGGAGCUGGAAGAGGCAGCAACGCAGCUGCACAAGCUGUGCCUGUCCUCCUUGUACGUUGACACGCACGUGCGGCAAUCUCUCAUGCGCGCGUGUGACGAGCUCGCAGUCGUCGUCGCGGAUGCGACGCAGGCAGAGGAGUGGAGCGAGCGAGUGUCGUUGUUGUGGGAGAUGUGCUACGAAGACUGCGAUCCGUGUCUGUGUGAGGACGAAGCCCGCGCACGACGUGUGCUCGAGGCCCAGUUCCACAAGCCAUUUCUGCUUCAGUCCGAACUCAAGGACGAGGAGCAUCUCCAGCGUACGAUGCUGAUGCGGGAGCGCACACUCUUCCUGCUGCGCAUUCUCGCGCGCGAAGAGCAUCAGCGACGUCUAUCGCUGAUGUCGGUCGAGGACCAGCAGAGGGUGUCGCUACAUGAGCAGCUUACCGCUUCCACACCAGUCGAUGUGCAGGUGCAGUAG